Molecule: messenger RNA, 4982 nt
Organism: Trichomycterus rosablanca
Lineage: Eukaryota; Metazoa; Chordata; Actinopteri; Siluriformes; Trichomycteridae
Gene: plekha5
Product: pleckstrin homology domain containing, family A member 5
Exons: 29
Coding region: 19-4053 (1344 amino acids)
Cellular component (GO): cytosol
Molecular function (GO): phosphatidylinositol-5-phosphate binding; phosphatidylinositol-3,5-bisphosphate binding; phosphatidylinositol-3-phosphate binding
Source: RefSeq, a predicted model, not a curated record
UCCUGCUCAGUGCUAGACAUGGCGGCGGAUCCAAACCCCGACUGGGUGUCUUGCUUACCUUCUUUUUGGAGUUACGGGGUGAUUCAAGACGGACGAGUGUUCUUUAUAAAUGAAGAAGCGAAGAGUACGACUUGGCUGCAUCCAGUCACUGGAGAAGCGGUCAAUACAGGACAUAGGAAGACUUCAGAUUUACCAACCGGAUGGGAAGAAGGAUAUACAUUUGAGGGAGCACGGUGCUUCAUCGAUCACAAUGAGAGAAAAGUAACAUGUAAACAUCCGGUCACUGGUGUGCCAUCACAAGAUAACUGCAUCUUUGUUGUCAACGAACAGCCAGCACCCAAAGCUCCAGCCACUGAAAAGAAGGAGCGGCCGACAAGCAUCAUGAGUGAGGCAUCCAACUACACAGGGGGCUCAGACUACACAACACACCAAAGCAGUCCUACAGUCAGACAAUCAAGGUCUCUGAAAAAAGUCCACAAUUUUGGAAAGCGAUCCAACUCUAUAAGGAGAAAUCCAAAUGCUCUUGUGGUGAAGCGCAACUGGAUGUACAAACAGGACAGUGCAGGGAUGAAGAUGUGGAAGAAGAGGUGGUUUGUGCUCUCUGACAUGUGUCUCUUCUACUACAAAGAUGAAAAGGAAGAAGGAAUCCUUGGAAGCAUCCUUUUACCCAGUUUUCAUGUCUCAAUGUUGUCUGUGGAUGAUCACAUUAGCAAGAAAUAUGCCUUCAAGGCCACACACCCAAACAUGAGGUCAUACUACUUUAGCACAGAUACGGCUAAAGAGAUGGAGUCUUGGAUGAAAGUGAUGACAGAUGCUGCACUGGUUCAGACUGAGCCAAUCAAAAGAAUGGAGAAGAUCAAGGUAGACCCACACAGUUCUUUGGAGAUAAACAACAUGAAUCACUGGGGUCUGACUCAGCCUGAGAUCCGAAACAAUGAGAGGAAUCGAGAGAACCUUCACAUUGAGGACAAGAAGCAAAAGCAGUUAGAGAAACAGCCCAAGAUCCAUAGAGAGAAAGAAAGAAAUGCAAUUCAGGAUGACCCACUACAAAAAGAAGGCAGAAAGUAUGCUUAUGAGAACGAUGGACAAAACUAUGCUCCUCAGAAGGAUGGAGAUAAAUACAUGCCUCAGAAAGAACUGGAAAAGUUUUGUGUAAAAAACAAUACAAAUAAUUACACUUCACAGAAAAAUCAUGAACAGUUUAACCUCUCAAACAACGAAGAUCAAUAUUUGCAGCACGAUGAGCAAAGAUACACUCUUAAGAAAAAUGCCGCCCUGCACAAAGAGCUGGAAAGCAAGAUACAGGCUUUGCAGAAAGACUGUGAAAAAUAUCUGCAAAAAGAUGAAAGACGAUCGACGCAGGAUGUUAUGCUGAAAGAAACGGAGAAGCCAAGGCUUCAUCGAGAAGGAGACAAGUAUGGCUUUCAGAAGGAUGGGAGCAUGGCGCCUUCACUCACCAAAAGCAACAGCAUCAAGCUGCAGCCUGUACACACAGCUGCCAUUGCUGCCACUGUUUCGUCUUCCUGGCAGCAGCAGCAACAGAGCAGAGCUGGCUCAGCUCAUUAUAAAGCACCUGAAGUGAAUGGCUCCGGAGAGGAGCGGAGUCCAGAGGAAAUGGAUAAUGCUGAUCAACAGAGGGCAUCACUUCAGAGUCAGGAGCCUGCAGAUCCUCAGAAGGGCCUAAGUAGGACCAAUUCUAUGCAGCAGCUUGAGCAGUGGGUUAGGACACACCGCACACGGGUCCAGGAUGAGGAUACUAGGAGCAUUACCUUUUAUCAGACACUGCCCAGAAACAUGCCUAGCCAUCGGACGCAAGUGGUGCCAAAGUAUCCCGAGGGCUACAGGACGCUUCCACGUAACAUGCUGCGGCCAGACAGCAUCUCUAGCGUUGCAGGUUCAGUGUAUGACUGUGCACUGCCGCCCACGGCAGCCGCAAAGAGGCGCUCUAUGCGAGACGACACAUUGUGGCAACUGUACGAGUGGCAACAGAGGCAGGCCUACAGCCGCAUGGGCUACAGCACACUGCCCAGCCCCUCGACCAUGAGCCAAAUAGCUGAGUCCAUUCCCUCGUCACCCUCUCACGGAUCACUGGCCAUGUACCAUCCUGUCUCCCCCAACCAGCCCUACAACCCCAGCACCUGCUCGGAAGUUUCCUCACCUGUGUUCCGUGGAGAUGUUAGCCUUGACCGACGCCACAGGGCACGUCUUACAAAGUAUGCAUAUCCACCUGAAUGCCGGGCCUCAACAGCCCAGAGCAUCACUCCACAGUCCCUUCAGGAUAAAACGCCAGAGGAGCUGACCCUACUGCUAAUCAAGCUGCGGCGGCAACAGGCCGAGCUCAACAGCGUCAGAGAGCAGACUCUUGCUCAGCUAAUGCAGCUUAACCUUGAUGCCAGCAAUCCAAAGAAUAAGAUCCUCUCUCAUCAUCGCCAGAGGAAUCUCAUGUGUUUGGACAGACAGAUUGGUCUUGAUGGAUACCGGGAGAACAUGUAUGGUUACAGAACUGAGGAACUCGACAUUGAUACUAAACUUAGCAGGUUGUGUGAACAAGGCAAGGUUGUACAGGCACAAGAAGAAAAGCUACAGCAGCUUCAUAGAGAGAAGCACACUCUGGAAACCGCCCUUCUGUCAGCAAGUCAAGAGAUUGAGAUUAGUGCUAAUAAUCCAGCAGCUGUGCAGAGCCUCAUCCAGCAGAGAGACGUACUGCAGAGCGGCCUCCUCAGCACCUGUAGAGAAGUGUCUCGAGUCAACACUGAGCUGGAUCGAAGCUGGAAGGAGUAUGAUAAGCUAGAGGCUGAUGUCAUUUCAGCAAAGAAGAACCUGCUGGAACAGUUGGAGGCACUUGGCAGUCCGCAGACAGAGCCCCCCAGUCAGCAGCAUGUACAGAUUCAGAAGGAGUUGUGGAGAAUUCAGGAUGUCAUGGACGCACUGUACAAGAAUAAGCCAAAGAGAAGCACUGAUACAAAUUCUUCACUCUCCAGUCUUCAAAAGAGUGAGGCGUCAGGCUUAUUGCCCCCACGCCCUCCACUUCCACAUGUGUAUGAGGGCAGAGAGCACCUGUGCCUGCCCCCCAAGCCUUAUCCCAGCUCUGCCCAAUUUCAUCCACCUCGCACAACCUCUCACCAGCCAGAGGAACGCAAAGGUGUCCAGCGCAAUGGCAGCCAUAGCGGCCCAGACUACAGGCUGUACAAAAGUGAACCAGAACUGACUACUGUCACUGAGGUAGAUGAGAGCAAUGGAGAGGACAAAUCUGAACAAGCUACUGAGAAAGAGCCCUCUGGUUCUAACGGUGUGUCCUAUCCUGUGAGAGUAGCAAGCCCCAGGACAAAGUCGCCCAUGCCAGUGUCCUCCACUAUCGCCUCAUAUGUGACUUUGAGGAAGAGCAAGAAGCCUGAACCCAAAACAGACCGUCCACACAGUGUAGUGGAUCAGAUUAGCAGUGGUGUAGAGGGAACUCGCCAGCGCAUGAGUGUUGAGGAGCAGAUGGAGCGGAUUCGGAGGCAUCAGCAGGGCACUCUGCGUGAACGGGAGAGGAGGAGGGAGGAUGGCUCACUUUCUCGCAGUCUUUCCUUCACUAAAGACAGACCUUUCUACUACACCUUACAGACUGGCACAAAAAGGAGGGAGAUGACAGCCAGAGAACCUGACCACCUGAGAGCAUCAAUUACUUCUAAAGAGACCUGCAAAACAAAUGGGGAUAAAUGUUUGUCCACCUCUGAGCCUGGUGAAAAGGUUUGUGAAGCCAGCAGAAGCCCAGAGCAGCAGAGACCGAAAGAACCUUCAGCAGACCAUCAUAAAACCCUGCUCACCGAGGACAGCCUGCAGACAGCAAUGUUGGUGCGAGUGGGCACAGAGGAAAAUGACGAGGAGGAAAAUCUCUCCGAACGGAGUCAAGAUCGGGUCAUUAAGGACUCCCAUAAUAUUACAACUUCCAGAGUCAGCACAAUGGUUUCAGUGAACAACAUUUCCAGCUCGCCUCAAUCUCCAAGCUCUUCAUCUCUUCCUUCUUCCCCACCGCAGCUUCCUGAUGGUUCUCACUUCAUGUGUGUGUAGUGGCGAAACAUUACACUCAGCCGCUGAUAUCACUGAACACUACCAUGUAAAGAAGGUUCCAACAGACAGCCAAAAUACAGCCUUGCAUUGCAAAGAGAGGCUGCACCAACAGCCAAGUUGCUGAGCCAGAGACAUUAUUCUAUCUGCCAACUGCCACUGAAGAAUCCAGAUUAUAUUAUAAUUAUUAAUAUUAUUGUUUUAUAUUGUUCUUAACUCCAGGUUUAAUUGUGUUUAUAAAGCUUAAACUCGGUUUAUUUAAUUGUUUAAGUAGGCGUUUGUAUAAAGAGAGGAGAAGAAAUGAGCAUCAGCUAGGUACUCUCACAUGUACACACAUUCAUGCUACUUCCAUGCUGCUUGUUUCAUUAUUAAAUUUUUCUUUUACAGUUUUACCAGUGUAAUUAACACUCCAAUUUUAGCACUCUUAUCUUUUGCACUGCAUAACAUCCCAUUGAUUUUUACAGUUAUACUGUGUUGACUACAAAUUAUCUAUGUAUAGAACACAUACAGUGACAGUUUAUUUCAAUAAAGUGCUGCUGUACUGCUGCAUACUAGAAUAUUAUUUUAAUUCUAAAAGCUAGAUAGUCUGUUAAUCCUCCAGCACUGUUUCUCAACAGAAUAUUCAUGAACAUUCGUUUUAUAUUUCUAUGGCUGAAAUAUAUUUAACUGAAGUAUUAAAAGAGUAUUUAAAAUGUUUUAUUGUGGUCUCCUUCCAUUUCAGGGUCCAAACUUAGAGGAGUAUAGCACAUGUAUAAGUUAAAAGCAAUAACUAGGGGUUUGGUGUUCAAAUGUAGAAGAUGUAAAGAUCACAUUGUAUAUAAGGUAGACCAUACAAUUAGCAAAACAUAAACCUAUCAAAGGUUACCAGAGGAGUCAAUAUGCAAACCUCUCAUCUGUUUUAUACCAUGUGAAAUAAAUGUUGAUGUUAUAAA